Fusarium fujikuroi IMI 58289 is the source of this 2055-nucleotide messenger RNA. RefSeq names its product related to heterokaryon incompatibility protein het-6. The coding region runs from base 1 to 2055 and encodes 684 amino acids. The transcript has a single exon. The record is from RefSeq and is a predicted model, not a curated record. Lineage: Eukaryota; Fungi; Ascomycota; Sordariomycetes; Hypocreales; Nectriaceae.
AUGGCGUUCCCGGCGGUGUCAGCAGAAGCACGGGUCCCUUCCCCGCCGCCUCUCAGAUUGAGCCACGGCAAAGGUCGCCCAUACGACGUCCCUCCACCGCAUGCGCCAAAUCAGCAAUACGCGGUAAUUCCAGAGACGAGCUAUAACAAUAAAUUCAUGCCGUAUCCCUACGAUUACAAUGUCGUGCCACCACUAUCUCCACCUACUCCAAAAGCUGCCCUCAGUCCGAGCCCCAGGCUACUCCAAAACCAGCAAGCUGCAUCUUCGUUUAGUGAGCUGUCUUAUCAGUACAGGCCAAUUGAAGAUGCAUCCAUCAGAUUGGUUAGAAUAUUGCCGGAGAGGAAGACGAUGAUCAAGUGCGAAAUUAUCCAUGUUUCCUUGGAACAGCCUCCUCCUUAUAAGGCUAUCUCGUACACUUGGGGCGAUACGGGUGAUACCCGCAAGAUCGAGAUUGAAGGUUGUUUGAUCCCGAUAGCUGUCAGCCUCCACGGUGCCUUGCAAGCACUACGCAAAAAACAAUCAUCUGUCUUGAUAUGGGCAGAUGCUCUGUGCAUCAAUCAAAAGGAUCGAGAUGAGCGGAGUCAGCAGGUUCAACUGAUGCCGUUUAUCUACUCUAAUGCUGAUAGCGUCGCAAUCUGGCUUGGUCCGGAAGAGAACGACAGCACACGAGCUGUUAGUUUUCUCGAUGCCAUAGCGACUACAGGUGAACCUUUUGGGUCCAGCAAUAUUUCCAAACUACUAGCAGCUGGUGCCGAAAACGGUGACCUUUUAGCAGUAGUAUCACUCUUUGGGAGGGAAUAUUGGAGACGACUAUGGGUCGUCCAGGAAGUCUUCAAUGCGAAGCGAAUAAUGGUUCAUUCUGGCUCGACUCGUCUUGAGUGGAAGAAAUAUCAAAGUGCUUCAGUACUAUUCAGCCAGCGCCGUGGGGAACUCAUCUUCAAUAACAAAGACCAGCUCAAGAGGCGACUAGCAGCUUCGCCCGAUCAGUUCAGCUAUGUUCAGACCCUCAUUUACCAAGGGCCAGCCAGUCUACCAGACCUCAAAUUCCACAUGUCGGAUGGAGAAGAGGCUCUUCUACAGGUGCUACGAACUUGUCGCAGGAAGCUCGCCUCUGAUCCUAGAGAUAAAUUGUACGGAAUCCUUGGCGUUUUGCCAGCAAGUAUUCGAGACGAGUUCCGCGCGGACUACAAUCUCUCCGUGAAGGAUGUGUACACUGAGAUUGUCGACUUUCUUCUCAAGACGACUGAAAAGCUCGACAUUAUCUGUGAAGCAAUCCACUUCCCUGUUCACACCAGCACCGCCAACCUUCCAACAUUCGUUCCGGACUGGUCACAUAUUCCGCAAACAUCGGCAAUGGGCUUCAAGUAUAAUUUCUCAGCAUCAGGUUCGAGUAAAGCCAUUUGCAGGUUCCGCGAUGAACGCCUCAACAAGCUUGAAAUUUCAGGGCUCGAGAUCGACGUGGUGCAGAGCAAGGGUGUUGUCGUCGGCACACUUUGCAACCUAGGAGAUUACCUUGUGGCGUUCCUGCACUGGAGAGCGCUACUUCUUCAGGCCGUUGAAGGUCGCAAUGAGCAAGAAUUACAAAUGGCGGAAGAGUGCUUUGCAGCGACGAUCUGUCUUGGUCAAAUCCCAUCAGAGUAUGACCGAGGUCGAUGGCAGGCAGAAAUCUAUCAUAUCUUUGCGAACCUCUUUCGCGACCGUCUACCAUACAUCAGGCUCGAUGACAGACUAGCUUACUACUUGGAAACUCCAUCCGAGGUUAAAGCUGAAAUGAGGCGGCACUUUCUGCAAAUUCAUUUUGGGGAUCGUAUGAUGGGGAGGUGUUUCUGUCUUACGCAGAAUCGUCGGCUUGCGAUGGGAUCGGGGUUCAUGCUUGCGGGUGAUGUAAUUGUUGUGCCGUUGGGUUGUUCGACACCGAUAUUGUUGAGAGCUGAGGGGACGCAGGGUGAGUAUAGAUACGUGGGCGAUAUAUAUGUUGACGGGUAUAUGUUUGGUAAAGCUGUGGAUCAAUGGCAGGCGGGGAAGAGGCAGUUGAAGAAGUAUGUACUUCACUAA